AUGGGCCCACUUAUCAGCGUGACAGCACCACCACCACCGGCGCCGACAAUUAGGCAAAUCCGUGUCACAGGACUCAACUAUGCGAAUGCUGCUGAGGACAACCGUAGAUUAAAGAUAUUUGCUGAAAACAGCCUGUUCAUUAAGGAACACAACCAGAAGUUUGAAAAUGGCCUUGUAUCAUACGCUCUUGAAAUGAACCAGUUUGGGGACUUGAGGCAAAUCCGUGUCACAGGACUCAACUAUGCGAAUGCUGCUGAGGACAACCGUAGAUUAAAGAUAUUUGCUGAAAACAGCCUGUUCAUUAAGGAACACAACCAGAAGUUUGAAAAUGGCCUUGUAUCAUACGCUCUUGAAAUGAACCAGUUUGGGGACUUGAGUCACGAGGAAUUCCUGGGUCUUAUGAGCUGUGGAAACAGUAGCGACAUCGAUGAUGGUGGUUCAAAUUUUACGUUCCCCGAAAACGUUGACGACAAGAGCCUGCCGAAAACUGUGGACUGGCGCAAGAAAGGUUAUGUGACGCCUGUGAAAAAUCAAGGGCGGUGCGGCGCUUGUUGGGCAUUCAGCGCUACGGGAUCGCUCGAAGGCCAGCAUUUCAAUAAGACUGGCAAGCUUGUUUCGCUAAGCGAACAAAACCUCGUUGACUGUGUGCACAAACGCUCCGGAUCUAAAUGUCUCGGUGGCAGUCCGGUGACCAGCUUCAAAUACAUCAAAAGAAACGGGGGCAUCGACACCGAGGAGAGCUACCCCUACGUCCAAAAGAGACAACCUUGCAAAUUCAAGAAAGAAAACGUCGGAGCCACCGCGAAAGGACACGUCAAGCUUAAGAAGGGAUGUGAAAAGCAGCUGAAGGUGGCCGUGGCAACAGUGGGACCUAUCUCCGUAUCCAUCGAUCCACACUUUCGGCCAUUCAGGUUCUAUAAGCAUGGAAUCGUCGACGACCCGUCCUGUACAACGUACCGUUUAAACCAUGUCGUUCUCGCCGUCGGGUAUGGUGUUCAGUAUGGCAUAGAAUACUGGCUCCUGAAAAACAGCUAUGGAGAUCGCUGGGGAGAUGGCGGUUAUUUUAAGGUAAUUCGAAACAAGAACAUGUGUGGCGUAGCAGCAAGUCCAUCGUAUCCUCUGGUUUAG
Messenger RNA from Dermacentor silvarum, 1128 nucleotides. Its product is annotated as procathepsin L-like. Lineage: Eukaryota; Metazoa; Arthropoda; Arachnida; Ixodida; Ixodidae. Gene Ontology annotation, molecular function: cysteine-type endopeptidase activity. Gene Ontology annotation, cellular component: lysosome. The record is from RefSeq and is a predicted model, not a curated record. Gene Ontology annotation, biological process: immune response. The transcript has 10 exons. The coding region runs from base 1 to 1128 and encodes 375 amino acids.